Molecule: messenger RNA, 456 nt
Organism: Plasmodium malariae
Lineage: Eukaryota; Apicomplexa; Aconoidasida; Haemosporida; Plasmodiidae
Product: 40S ribosomal protein S11, putative
Exons: 3
Coding region: 1-456 (151 amino acids)
Biological process (GO): maturation of SSU-rRNA from tricistronic rRNA transcript (SSU-rRNA, 5.8S rRNA, LSU-rRNA); translation; ribosomal small subunit assembly
Cellular component (GO): ribosome; cytosolic small ribosomal subunit
Molecular function (GO): mRNA 5'-UTR binding; structural constituent of ribosome; small ribosomal subunit rRNA binding
Source: RefSeq, a predicted model, not a curated record
AUGGCAUCAAAAAAAGUAAAAACACCUCAGCCGGAAACGGCAGUAAUUUCGGGUCCUCAAGCAAAUGAAGGAGAACUAGUUUUUGGGGUUGCUCAUAUUUUUGCUUCAUUUAAUGAUACAUUUAUACAUGUGACAGAUUUAAGUGGCAGGGAAACCUUAGUAAGAAUAACAGGUGGAAUGAAAGUCAAAGCGGAUAGAGAUGAGUCAAGUCCAUACGCUGCUAUGAUGGCAGCACAGGAUGUGGCUGCGCGAUUAAAAGAACUAGGUGUUUCAGCUAUUCACAUAAAAUUAAGAGCGUCAGGUGGUACCAAAUCAAAGACACCCGGUCCAGGGGCACAGUCAGCGUUAAGAGCCUUGGCCCGUUCAGGAUUAAAAAUUGGGAGGAUAGAAGACGUUACACCAAUACCAACUGAUUCGACGAGAAAAAAGUCAGGAAGAAGAGGAAGACGUUUAUAA